Melopsittacus undulatus (budgerigar) is the source of this 8139-nucleotide messenger RNA. RefSeq names its product phosphatidylinositol transfer protein membrane associated 2 (gene PITPNM2). Bases 1 to 4206 code for a protein of 1401 amino acids. NCBI's taxonomy places the organism in Eukaryota, Metazoa, Chordata, Aves, Psittaciformes, Psittaculidae. Gene Ontology annotation, cellular component: cytoplasm. The record is from RefSeq and is a predicted model, not a curated record. Gene Ontology annotation, molecular function: phosphatidylinositol binding; phosphatidylcholine intramembrane carrier activity; phosphatidylcholine binding. Gene Ontology annotation, biological process: phospholipid transport. The transcript has 25 exons.
AUGCUCAUAAAGGAAUAUCGUAUUCCUCUGCCCAUGAGCGUGGACGAGUAUCGAAUCGCGCAGCUCUACAUGAUACAGAAAAAGAGCAGGGAGGAGACAUGUGGGGAAGGCAGUGGAGUGGAGAUCCUGGAGAACAGACCAUACGUGGAUGGACCUGGAGGCAAUGGGCAGUAUACUCACAAAGUGUACCACAUUGGUAUGCACAUACCCAGCUGGUUUCGGUCAAUAUUGCCCAAGGCAGCUCUGCGAGUCGAAGAGGAGUCAUGGAAUGCAUAUCCUUAUACAAGGACAAGAUAUACGUGUCCUUUUGUGGAGAAGUUCUCUAUUGAUAUUGAGACCUACUACAAAACUGAUCCAGGAGACCAUGUCAACGUGUUCAACCUUUCUCCUGCAGAAAAAAGACAAACCAUUCUAGACCCUAUUGAUAUUGUUAAAGAUCCUAUCCCUCCUCAUGAAUAUAAAGUCGAGGAGGAUCCCAAGCUGUAUAAAUCAGUGAAGACUAAAAGAGGGCCCCUCUCAGAAGACUGGAUUCAAGAGUACAAGAACAACCCUGGGAAAUACCCCAUCAUGUGUGCAUAUAAACUGUGUAAAGUCGAGUUCAGAUACUGGGGGAUGCAGUCGAAAAUCGAGCGGUUUAUCCAUGAUGUUGGCUUGCGGAAGGUCAUGGUCCGUGCCCAUCGGCAGGCAUGGUGCUGGCAGGAUGAAUGGUAUGGGCUCACCAUUGAGGAUAUCCGGCAGCUGGAGAAGGAGGCACAAUUGAUGCUGGCUCAGAAGAUGGCCCAGUUCUGCAGUGAAAAUGAUGCUGAGCAGCACGGUGUCAAAGAAGCUUCUGGUGAGAAGGAUGCUGAAGCCAACACAGUUUCACCUGCUGACGCAGAGGAUGCUGCUGGUAACAGUGAAACAGCCUCUGGGAGAUCACUCACCAAGCAGUGGUCAACCUCUUCCAAGUCCUCACGAUCUUCAAAGAGAGGAGCGAGCCCCUCACGCCAUAGCAUCUCGGAGUGGAGGAUGCAGAGCAUUGCCAGAGACUCAGAUGACAGCUCCGAUGAUGAAUUCUUUGAUGCACAUGAGGACUUGUCUGACAAUGAGGAAAUGUUCCCGAAAGAAAUAACCAAGUGGAGUUCCAAUGAUCUGAUGGAUAAAAUUGAAACCCCCGAAUGCGAUGAUGUCCAAGGUGACUUGUAUCAGGAGACAUCAGCAGAGUACCACGUUGGCUCCAGUGUGGAGAGGCUCAGCAUCAUUGAAGAUGAAUCAGCACAGCCAUUAAUGCAGCCAAGUAAAAUCCAUGUCCUUCUCUUGGUACUCCAUGGAGGGAACAUCCUGGACUCAGGAAGCGGUGACCAGAGCUCUAAGCAAGGGGAUGUCAACACCAUCACAACAGUGUUUGACACAGUGAUGAGGGUACAUUACCCAGCUGCUCUUGGACGCAUUGCCAUCAGACUAGUCCCUUGUCCAGCCAUCUGCUCUGAAGCAUUUUCACUGGUGUCCAGCCUCAGCCCAUACAGUUAUGACGAAGGCUGCCUGUCCAACAGCCAGGAUCACAUUCCCCUGGCUGCACUCCCUCUGCUAGCAACAUCAUCCCCACAGUACCAAGAAGCAGUGGCCACAGUCAUCGUCAGAGCCAACCAGGCCUACAGCGAGUUCAUCAGAUCCCAGGAGGGCAUGUCGUUCAAUGGCCAGGUCUGCUUGGUCGGGGACUGUGUUGGAGGAAUCCUGGGAUUUGAUGCCUUAUGCUACAGCAAUCAAACUGUGUCUGAGAGCCAGAACAGCAGCCGGCGAGGGAGUGUUGUGAGUGUCCAGGAUACCGACCUCCUCUCUCCUGGAAUAACAGUGAAUAACAGCUAUUGUUCCAGCGGCUCUAAUCUGGAAGCCAGCAGACACCUCAGUAGGAGCAACAUUGAUAUUCCCCGUAGCAACGGAGAAGAUCCAAAGAAGCAGCUGCCACGGAAAAGGAGUGAUUCAUCAACCUACGAACUGGACACGAUAAAGCAGCAUCAGGCCUUUCUCUCAAGUUUACAUUCCAGUGUUCUGAGGAACGACCCAGGGUCCAGGCGAUCCAGUAGCUCCACUAUGUUGGAUGGAGGAAAUGUUGGGAAGUUUGAAUUCGAGAUCACUGAUUUCUUCCUCUUUGGUUCUCCGUUGGGUCUGGUUCUUGCACUGCGAAAAACUGUCAUUCCAGCUCUUGACAUCUUUCAGCUCAGACCAGCUUGCCAGCAGGUCUAUAACCUGUUCCACCCUGCAGACCCAUCUGCUUCACGCCUCGAGCCUCUUCUGGAGAAGAAGUUCUACCUUUUGCCCCCCUUUAAUAUUCCCCGUUACCAGAGGUUCCCGCUGGGUGAUGGCAAUUCUGCUGUGCUGGUUGAGACAAUCCAGAACAAUCCCAUCCUCCUCAUGGAAAGCAGCCCUCUGGGUGCUCUCCAGCACCAGGACAGCUUCAUGGAAACAAGUAUCCCCGUUCCCGUGCUGAAUUGGCAAGAUGUUCCCAAUAAAAGUGCUGGUUUUGCUGAGUCAGAUGUUGUUCAGUCUCAUGGUGCCGUCUUCAUGGAAAGCACGUCCCUGUCCACCCCCAUUUCAGCCCCUCAGUUCAGGGGCUUCCGGAGAGCCAGUGAGAUCAGCAUUGCCAGCCAGGUCUCAGGAAUGGCAGACAGUUACACUGCUUCCAACAUAGCCAACAAAACCAAACAUCACCUUAAUCAUUGCAGAGGGUUUAGCCUUCUGUCCCAACUUGCCCUCCCUCACAAAUCCCCUACUCAAACCUCAUCCAAGAAACAUAGGCAGCAUAAACAUGAAAUCCUAUCGAAGGGAAGAAGGCUCAAAGGGCCAUGGAGUCAGGCUGCAGACUGCAUUCCUCGGAUACCCGACCUGGACAUCAAGACAGUUGCUGCCAAGUGGUGGGGAACCAAGAGGAUUGACUACGCUCUCUACUGUCCCGAUGCUCUGACGGCUUUCCCGACGGUCGCUUUGCCGCAUCUCUUCCAUGCAAGCUACUGGGAGUCCACAGAUGUUGUCUCUUUCCUGCUGAGACAGGUGAUGAGGCAUGAGAACUCCAGUGUCCUGGAGCUGGAUGGGAAGGAGGUGUCUGUCUUCACCCCCUCCAAGCCCCGUGAGAAGUGGCUUCGCAAGAGGACGCACGUGAAGCUCCGGAACGUCACAGCCAACCACAGGAUAAAUGACACCAUUGCCAAUGAAGAUGGGCCCCAGACCUUAACUGGAAGGUUUAUGUAUGGUCCAUUGGAUAUGGUCACACUCACAGGAGAAAAGGUGGACAUCCACAUCAUGACCCAGCCACCAUCAGGAGAGUGGGUGUACUUUGACACCGAGAUCAGCAACAGCAGUGGCAGGAUCUCCUAUGUUAUCCCUGAGAACCGGCGCCUGGGCAUCGGCGUGUACCCCGUCAAGAUGGUGGUCAGGGGUGACCACACGUACGCAGACAGCUACAUCACAGUCCUGCCAAAGGGGACAGAGUUUGUGGUGUUCAGCAUCGACGGCUCCUUUGCAGCCAGUGUAUCCAUCAUGGGCAGCGACCCCAAAGUCCGCGCCGGAGCCGUCGACGUUGUAAGGCACUGGCAAGACCUCGGCUACCUCAUUAUCUAUGUCACGGGCCGCCCCGACAUGCAGAAGCAGAGGGUGGUAGCGUGGUUAGCACAGCACAACUUCCCCCAUGGCAUCGUCUCCUUCUGCGAUGGGCUCGUCCACGACCCGCUGCGGCACAAGGCCAACUUCCUGAAAUCCCUCAUCACAGACCUCCACAUGAGGAUCCAUGCAGCAUAUGGAUCUACUAAGGACAUCUCUGUGUACAGCUCCAUCAGCCUCCCGCCCACCCACAUCUACAUCGUUGGCCGACCCACCAAGAAGCUGCAAAGCCAGUGUCAGUUCAUCACGGAGGGGUAUGCAGCCCACCUGGCCCAGCUGGAGUACAACCACCGCGCGCGCCCUGCCAAGAACACCACGCGCAUGGCACUGAGGAAGGGCAGCUUCGGGCUGCCCAGCCAGGCUGAGUUCCUGCGCAAGAGGAACCACCUCCUGAGGACCAUCUCCUCCCAGCCCUCGGCCACCGGCCACCGGCCCGAGCGCACCCAGAGCCAGUCCGACAGCGACAGGGACAGGGACCGGGAGCGCAGCCAAAGGAGCAUGAGCAUCGCUACGGGAUGCUGGGGCCGGAGCGCAGCAUCCCGGCUGGAGUCUGGCCUCUUGGGGCAGAAGUAGCCAGGCCGGAGCCAGCGACUGUCGGCUGCAGCCACCAGAGGAGAAACUAAAGGGGAAGAGGGAUGAGGCCAGUGUUACGGGCUGGAAGGGUAAAUAUGGUGCUACUCUAAUAACAUCAUGGUAUUCUGGGAAGAGAUGGGAUGGUUCCCAUGCAGAACGUGCAGGCCUUACAGCGGGAGCGUCGGGUUUGUGCAGCAUGAGCCCAAGGAACAGCUGGAAAUGGGGGGGGGGAAAGUCUCCAGGUCAAGAUUGCACUCUCUCUCCUGCCUCCUUCUCUUAUCCAGGUUUAGUGACUGUAAAUACGUGCCUCUGCGCCUUGUUAGCCAUCGUUCGAUACGUGACCGAGUGCUGUCCUCAGAGCCACAGGAACAGGGGAUGAGGCUGGGGAACUCCUUGGUUGUCCCAGGAGUCAGACUGCUCUGCUGGUACCAGCACGGGGUGGGCUUGGGGUUCAAUAAGGCUCUUUCCUGGCACAGGGGUCCCCAAGCAAGGGGUUUAUCAUGGGCUGUGCCAGGCAGAGCAACCGAGAGCUUUACCUGUACAAAGAGCUUCAAGUGCAGCCACUUUCUCAAGGAGAACGUGCAGUGGCAAAGCAUAAAGAUGUGUCGAUGCUGUUGGUAGGGGCUGAACGUCGGCAGAUUCAUGCCCAUAAAGUGGGGUUGUUACUGCUAGCACUGUUAUUUUUUAGAGACCUUUUAGAAGCCGAUGGAACUCAAUGCAUUGACCUAUUAAAGAGGAAUCCAAGUUUGAGCUGUUACAAACCUCAGACACUUACUUUGCUGUUAAAGUCUCCAGAUAUUCUCACUAUAUAUCCUUUCUGAAAGUAACCACGUGUAUUGGGAAGCAGCUGCAGGCACUCAGCAGCUACAUUGCAUUGCAGUUCUGCUCAGCCAAAUGCAGGGUCUGACUCUCAACACCCACCUCUGAGACGAUUUCUUCUUCCCAGGUUCUCUCCUGAGUUCAGUAGCAGCUCUCAUGGGAAACCAGACCUGCUUCUUUUACCUGUCGUUACUGAACUGUAAAACCUCAUUGUUUUUUGCACUGAUGAUUUUUAGAAUGAAAACCUGUUCCCAUCUCAUGUAGCUACACCCAACUGUUUGUAGUGCAUGACAAUGAACUAUUGCUAAGCCAGGGUGUGUGUGUAUAUAUAUACAUAAUGUGCAUAUACAUAUGCACACGCACACACACGUAUAUAUAUGUAUAUAAAGGAUAAAACCAAUCUGUGCAGAAGCUUUCCCGGCAGUAAGGAGACUGUAAGGGACUGUGCCAACGUCAGGCAACCUUAAGAAAAGGCCAUAUCUUAAAACCUCCUGGUGUGUUUCUCAGUGGACGUGCCUGAGCUGAUGGUUUGUGUGCUGCUGGAGCGAGCCAGGGCUGGGUGCAUAGCAGAGGGGAGCUGUGGGUGUGCAGCACACACAGCAGCAGCACUGGAGGGGAGCAGUGCCUAGAGCCAGGGCUCACCAGAAGCCCCUCAGUCCUGUCCCUCCCAGGUCAGCCUGGCCCCAGGGAUGGGUCCAGUUCCCUCCUCGCACACACCUCUGGGGGCAGAGGGGCAUUCACCCCCUGGUGCCCAUUUACAGACUCCAGUUGGCCUCUUCCCAUGGAGAUUUUAUAGUCCUACCGACUGUGUGUAACCAACCCUGCUUCCCCCUCCACACUUCCUGUCUUUGUACCACUUUCUACUUCUGAGGAUCUUAUUUGUAACAGAGAAUUUUGUAGACUGGCUGCUUCAUUUUCUUACCUGUUUCAAUCCCAAGUGCAGGACGGCCGCACUGAGAUGCACAGCACUGUGAACGCUGCUCUGCGCCACGGUAGGCAGAUCCUAACCCACCAGACACCCGAGGCAGAUCUCGUGUUCGGGGCACUGCAGGGUCAGAGCGGAGGCAGAGCAGGGACAGUGCUGAGCUGGUGCUGGAGCACUGGAACCCACUGCCCACCCACUGCCCAGUGCAGCUCCCAUGUCCUGCAGCCUUGGCUGCAGACUCUUUAAGCACUUCUCUUUGAUAAUGAUUCAAGUGCAGAAUGUACCUGAGGACUUUUGUUACCGAAACCUGACUUCCCUUCCUGCCGACUCGGUUCAGCUCUCUCUGGAUGUAUAUCCAGAGCUUGACCGACGUGAGUUGUCCCAGCUUUUUGCUAGCCGUUCUAUCCAACAGAUGCCAUCUGAGUAGGAAGCCAAGCCACAAUCCAUCCUUUGGAGUCACCAAACCACAUCACACAGUAAUUCCUGCAAAUCUGGAUAUGGCCUUUGCAAAAUUAACUGCCCUCCAAGCCCACAGCCGAGGCAUGAUCUGUACAUUACAAGAUGUUCACAUUUUCUUAUGUGUAGAUAGUGUAAAACAAAGGCGAAUGUAAAUGUUCAACAUAAAAAGUGGAUAUAUAAAAUGGAAAGUUAUUUAUUUAUGUAGAGGAAACAAACCACAGAUGUCUGGAGGGACUGGAACCUUCAGGGUUUAUUAAUAUUUAAAAAUGUAGCUUUUUUGUUUCAGGCAUUAUGUACAAAGCAAUUAUUUUAUGGACCAAGUUUAAUGUAACGUCAACGAAUGCAGAAGUGCAAUAUUAUACUCACCUCUCCAUCACUCCAUGGUUUAAAUGGCUAUUAACCAGUUAGACUGACAAUCAUAGCACCUCUGUCCUCAUCCUUUGUUGAGCUUGAAACUUGCCCGGGGCCUUUCCCUGGCCCCCCAUCUGUUGCCAUUGUAUGGAUCCAACACGGAGAAGCAAUUGUAGAGCAGGACCUUUACUGCUGCAAUAAUACCAGAGGAGGUGGGUGUAGUUACCAGGAAACACGCCAAUAAGUUUUCCUCCACCGAUUCAGUCCAUCACAGUCUACAUCAACCUAUCCUCAGCCGCCCCCAUCUGGCACUCAUCUAUCUGAAGCAAAGAUCAACAUGCUACUCACUCAAAGAACAAUAGCAAUAGUUUAACUCUGUGUUUAUAACCUGUUUGUUCCGAGCUGUUUUGGAGAGCAAUGCAUGUAACCCGAUGCCUUUCCACCUGUAUGGAAGAGGAUCCGUCUGGAUGCAGUGAGGGAGAAGAUGACUGUAUACCCCAUAGAAGGGCACUGUCGGGUUCAAGACCUAAUCUUACCUUUGUUACAAACCACUUGUUUGCAAUGAAAAGCAUCUGAAGUUUCUUGUAUCCUUCCUCCCUUACCGUUGUCUGGGCAGCCCUGGGUGCGACGGUCGCAGCCCACGUCGUGUUCUCACACAGGAGCACAUUGCAGCCUGCACCACACAGGCUGCUCAGCCUUUCCUUGUUCUCCAUUGUUUCCAUGGGAAUCAAACUUUGCUGCGGAGCUCAGAGGUUUUAUAACGAAAAGCAGCUUUUUUGUAUUACUGCACUCUCGGGCCACGCUUUCUACCUGCCGCUGUCCCUUCCACGUCCUUGGAGACCGACAGAGCCCACGUGUUCCCUCGGAGGCUGGUGUCCACAUCCCUCCGGCACCAUGAGGCGAAAGCCUAAUACCAAAACCGUUUACAGUGUCCGACCCGCGAGCCGAGAGCAGGAACCUAGCCAAAGGGUGACAACCGCCGUGCUUGCUGCAGCAGCCCCUUCUUCAGGUAUCGCCACUGUUUGCUGCAUUUCCUAUUAGUUCUAGAAGCCUUACGGUCCCUCCCUGUCCUCCUCAGCCCCUCUCUGCCUGUUGAUACCCCCUCGAUUUUAUAUUCCAAGGAUGUUAGUUCUAUUUUUCUUUACAAAAACUUGUUUUUGGGGUAACGGAGGCGAGUGGGGAACACUGGAGGCCAUGCCCGAGGGCGCUGGGUACGCCCCUGGGUGUACAGCACCCCUGCCCAUGACUCGCUUGUGUGUGACAAACCCUUCUGUACAACCUCCUUCUCCUCCUUGCUGUUAGUGCAUCGUUCCAAUGCCUGGGUGUGCUUUGUGUACAGUAGCAUUGUGAGUUACACAGAUUAAAGAAAUGGGAAGGCU